Dacryopinax primogenitus is the source of this 378-nucleotide messenger RNA. RefSeq lists its product as uncharacterized. Lineage: Eukaryota; Fungi; Basidiomycota; Dacrymycetes; Dacrymycetales; Dacrymycetaceae. The transcript has 4 exons. The record is from RefSeq and is a predicted model, not a curated record. Bases 1 to 378 code for a protein of 125 amino acids.
AUGCAAAACCAGCCGGUCAGCGAUGAACAACCAGCGAACGACGCCUCUGGUGACCGAAAAGGUGCACCGACUCGGGCGGUGAUCGCGAAGAAGGUUGGCAACUCCGUCGAUGACCUGCGGAACGCGAUCGGCCAUAUCUCUCCCGAUGACAUCACGCAGCUGCCGGCAGUACAAGACACGCGAGUUCCGUGUCGAUGUUCACCGCACGAAAUCAUUCAGCCAUACGGGAGCCAGACCUUUGACCACCCCACGGACAUCUCAAAGACCACCGGCAAGUUCAGCCAGAGCGUCGCACACAAACGGACUGCUAUCGUAGCCAACGACCUCAAGAGGAGCAAUACGCCCGCCCCGUAUUUGAUGAACGAAGGUCCGGCCUAA